This is a messenger RNA of Anastrepha obliqua, 5019 nucleotides long. It is a transcript of the gene H, whose product is annotated as protein hairless. The coding region runs from base 752 to 4657 and encodes 1301 amino acids. NCBI's taxonomy places the organism in Eukaryota, Metazoa, Arthropoda, Insecta, Diptera, Tephritidae. The record is from RefSeq and is a predicted model, not a curated record. The transcript has 6 exons.
AUUCAUAUUAAUAUUAUAAUGGCAUUUCAAAGAGAGAGAGAGACUUCACAUACACACGUAAGCUGUGACAGUUGAGUCUAUUGAGUAUUUAUUAUGGAUCCAACAUGAACUUGGUACGUUAAGUUGUUAUUGGUUGUCAGUGCUGGGCAAAUGUCAGUUUAAAGUGAAAUAAAAGAGCAGUGGAUGGGUGCAUACUUACUAAAGUAGACUAUGUAAGUGAGGUAACAAUUUCAAAGAGAGAAAAACAGCAUAUAUGCAUAUGUUCCAACAUACGGCUUAAUAUGCUUGAAAUAUGUGUAAAUAAAUGUUCCAGUAGUGAAAUUGCUGUAUUCAUUCACCAGUUACAACUUCAGAAGUACUAAAUAAAAAGUGGGAGUGUAGAUGUGUGAAUGCAAAAUUGUUGAAUGCGCAAAAAUCAAAACAAGCAUUAGCAAAAUAAAUUAAUAGCGCAAAUAAAACUCAAACAAUCCUCCUGUCAUUAAGCGUACAAAUUGUUGAAAACUCCAAUAGAUCCAUAAUUUGGCUGUCCGGUAAUCAGAGGCUAAUAUAAAAAGCCUGCUAACGAUGAAAUAACUAUCACAUAAGCUGAAACAGCAGAUGACGUUUUAGAACCAUCAAUUGUGGCUGUGGUGGGUUCAUGAGUUGGUGUAUAUUUAAGGAUUUGAGGUGGUAAUAGCGAUGGAGUUGUAGCGACGGUAGAAUUGAAAAUGCAGUUAGUAAAGAUGCUGCAACAAAGUCUACUAAUCCAAAAAUGACAGAUGAGCCCAAGCGUAAUAGCCUUAAUAAUGACACUAGUAUCAUUACUCAGAGUGCAGAAAACGGAGUUAGCGGAAAUAAUAUUUAUAUAAACAACAAUAGUGAUCAUCGUCCACAAAUUCAAUUUGAUUCAGAAAGAAAUGAGCGUAUCAUUGUAGAAGCGGCCAAAAUAUUAUUCAAGAAUACUUUGAACGGUACCAAUGCAGAAUCGAGCCCAUACAAUAUUUUACCAAUAAUUGCAACAUAUCAGCCACUACCCUUAUCACCAAUUACUCAAAGCUCUCCGCUAUUUCAGCCACCACCACCUGCUCAUACCGGGCGUUAUACUGUACAACAAGAGCAAGACAGUGGAGAUUUAUUGGCGAUAGCGUCGUCAAAUAGAUCUACUGCGAGAAAUGGUGCUGUUGCAACUUCAACAAAAACAGCAGGCACUAAAGCGGUUAAACAGACAAACCCAUCGACAGCUUUUACCCCGUUGCCAAAAACGACACCGCUGCCAUUUGACUCAAUCUCGGCAACAUUAUCAAAGAAGUAUACAUCGCAACAAAACACUGAUAAAGUCAUGGCCGCAGCUGCGGCACUGGGCUCUGGCUGCACAACAUCCUUAUCGGCUCACCUAGUCAGCGGCGUUAAGGUUUCCGAUAGUGGCGUAAUUGAUUAUACAAUGAAUGCAACAUCUUCAUUGUCGUUGAGUGACAAUAAUAACGCCCAUAGUGGUAAAGAUAGCAGUGACAAAAAUGAAAAAGUUUCUGGUCAUAGCAAUGGUGGCAGUAGCAAUAAUGACAUAGGAAGGAAUCAUUCGUCCGUGAGCAGUGAAAAUGUUGGUGGCAGUUUUGGCGGCCGUUUACAGUUCUUCAAAAACGGAAAGGUCAUAUUGGAAUUAGCGCGGUCAAAGGAAGGCGAAAAAAGUCGUUGGAUUUCGGUUCCACGAAAGAUAUUUCGUGCACCAUCGGCGACGUCAUCUACUGUAACGCCCACAUUAGUCUCUUCAUUAGCGUAUUCCAAGAAUGAAAGUUCAACAUCGCUAAGCUUUUCUGACGACAACAGUUCAAUUCAAUCAUCACCAUGGCAGCGAGAUCACAAUUGGAAGCAACUAUCUCCUCGAAAUGGCAUAUCAAAAGCCAUGUCACUGUGCUAUCAACGGCCCAAGAGUGUAGUUUUGACAAAACCUGCGUUAUUACUCGCUCGGAAAAAACGUCGAAGACCAUAUGAUACGAUUUUGUCAGCUAGUGGAAUGACCCUGUUUGAGAGCCAAAAGAAAAUGGUAGACGGAAAGUUAUGCUCUAAAAGCAUAGAAAUUUCAGAAAAAUCACAAUCGAGCUGUCAGCAGGAAAGAGGUGAAAUAAAAACCGAGAUUAAAAAAGAAAUGAUCGGUGCAAGCAAAAUAGGGAAUGGUAAAUUAGAAACUGCGUUUAUAAAUGAAGAAGAUGGCUGUUCAAGUUCAUCUACAGCAACGUUAACUGGAGAUGAUUGUACAGAUGCUCGAAUGGAGGAUAAGACCCCCACCCCGACACCAACCUCAACACCACAAUCUCCAUGUCAGGAGGAAAAAUCAAUGGUAAUAAGAAAAGAAAUAGCAAAAACAACAUUUGGUUGUCCAAAGGAAGUGACCAAAUCGGCCGAUUUAGAGAAAAUGAAUACCAGUGAAGAUGAGAAUUCAAUAUCUACGAUAACUGAUAACGAAGGUUCCGGGUCGCAGGUGAACGGUAAGACAACGGAUAUUUCCACGGGUACCUCCAAAAUAGUUAAAACAGAUUUGAAAAAUGAAAGUAUUAGUGAAAAAUAUCAUCGUCGAUACGAGAAAAAGCUUCAGAAUCCCAAAAAUCGACUUAAGCUAAAUGCAAUUGUACAAAAGUUGAUAGACAAAGUACCCGAACGCUUAGCACAACUGUCCCGGGUAUCUCAGACAGUUGCAACUACAGGUGUUGGCGGUGCUAAUAAUUCACUUUUGCAUAAGGUUUCACCACCAAGUACAUCAACACCAACGCGUCUAGUAGAAUUCCCACAACAGCAUGUAUCACCGCGGAAACGAAUCCUGCGUGAAUUUGAAAAAGUCUCGUUAGAGGAUACUUCAAGUGUGGCAGGUGGAAAGAGAAGUCGCGCGAAGAGUAAUGCAUCUUCUUCAUCUGCGUCUUCGUUCCGUAGUAUAAAAUCGCCCAAUAAUCGCAAUCAGUGCAGUAAUAAUAGUGGCAGUCCACCUGGUGUAAAUUCAUCAUCUUCCAGUGGGAAUGGCGCCCUUCGAUCCACAGUUACUGCGUAUUCGAAAUCUGAGUCAACGCAUUCGAUAACGACGUCGGCACCUACACGAUUGUACAGUUCAUAUAGUAUACAUUCUUUAUUGGGAGGCAGCGGUGGUUGUAGUAAUACAAUAUCAACUUUAGAGACGACAAAUACGGGCAGCAACAAAAUAAUGAACGAUAAGGGAAUUAUUAGCGGUGCAGGCUAUCAUCAACAACAUCAUCUUACUUCGUCACAGCAACAUUACGGCGAUCCGUCAUAUUUACGUGCAAUGCUUGCCUCACCGAAUUCACCAGAACAGUGCAGUCUGAGCGGGGGCGGCAAAUCACCGUCGACUUCUGCCACAAAAAGACGUUCACCGCCUUAUGCUUCACCCUUACGCGAUGCGCAUAGCGUUAAUGAUAUUGGAGCACUGAAUAAUAAAACGCGCUAUGCCUCCGACCAAGGUGGUGGCCUUGAUGCUACCUCUACAACACAUUCAACCAGUCAUUCUAAUUUGCAUUCGCAGAAGCAGGGAUUCUACUUUCCGUACAUGCCAUUAUCAAAAUAUGUACCUUCGGCGAGCUGUUCCGCCACUACCACAAUCUCCUCUAUAUCCCCAAAUUCCUGCGGUACUGGCGAGGCUCGAUCACCGCGUCACCCUUCAGCAUUUAGUAGAACAUCUUCACCAGCGUCAAUAUCUACAAACAUUCCAGUUAAUCAUUCUGCUUCCAGUUCAAUUGGCAACAGUCGAGAAAACUCGCCGCCUACGUCGCGGGUUAUAACUGAUUCGCCAAGAACUGUACCAAAAAAGACUGCAUCUAUACGUAGGCAAUUUGCCUCGCCCACUGCCGCCGCAGCAAGUAGUGGCAGCCCAUCGCCUGGCGAGCGUUACUCUGAGGACUCAUACUCUACACAGGACCGCCGAACUCCUGUAUCGAGUACAAGUGUUUGCGGCGGUGCAUCUCAUCAAAUACAACGUAGUUCCCCAAGUGGGAGUACAAUUCCUUCUCCCCUGCAGCACUACUACAUGUAUCCACCGGCGGCCCCGAAUGGCACUUCCAGUCCGGCCCCACACAGCUCCACAGUUUCACCAAACACAGUCAUGCCUGUUGGUCCUGGUACAACUAGUGCUGCCGCCGCAGUAGCAGCGGCAGCAUCGUACAUUCCAUCAGUAAUGUCGCCCGCCUAUAUGAAUCCCUAUUUCGCUUUGGCUGCACUACGGCAUACACCGCAAAUGUGGUCACAUUAUGGUGGUGCGUCGUUGCCUUUGCAUCUCUCCUCCGGCGCAUCCUCGGCUUCAGCGCGACUUUCACCGCCAGCUUUUCAUACUUUUGCUUACAAUGGUGUUAAUGCGGCGAUGGCAGCGGUAAUGCAACAGCAACAACAGCAACAACAAAUAUUGGCCACUUCAGCGCUAUUACAUGGGCAUAGUCUGAGCUGUGGACCGGCCCUUCCGACUCUUCAUCACACAGUCAACGCAUGUAGUGGCAGAUUGCAUUCACCGGCAACAAUGACUGAGCGAGCGGCUGAUUUAGCCGUUGGAAUAACAACAGAUAAUGCAACAGGUUUGGGUUUGAGUCAGGAAGAGAGGUCGGUAGCGGCUGCAGCUCCCCCAAUCUAUCUUAUUAGCAGCAAAGAAGAACAUAGUUCAGAUGUGCCGCUGAACCUGUCAAAGCAUUAAGUGCACUAUUUCAUAGCUAUGUAAGUUCCAUAUGUUUUGGCUAUUCACAAACUGACAUAAAGUAUUGUAAAGGGCAAAGGUGUAUAAAUAAUUGACAAAAUACCAUUUGUUUUUCAUCCGUUAAAACUUGUGCAAUACUUCGUAAAUCACUUUAGUUCUGAUAUUUACGGUUUAAAUUUUCAUGAAUGCCAAGAAAAAUAUAUGCAUAUAUACAAAGUAAAAAUUGUAGGCAGCGAGAGCGGAGGUCAUGAGUUGUCACUGCCCGACGAAAAACUGAAUCCAAGAAAAACAUUUAGCAAAUACUGGGACGGUUAAUAUUCACGAUGCAAAGAAACUAUAAAUAUAUGUCAAAGUGAAAUCUA